Messenger RNA from Emericellopsis atlantica, 327 nucleotides. Its product is annotated as Homeodomain-like protein. Gene Ontology annotation, molecular function: DNA-binding transcription factor activity, RNA polymerase II-specific; RNA polymerase II cis-regulatory region sequence-specific DNA binding. Gene Ontology annotation, biological process: positive regulation of transcription by RNA polymerase II; mitotic cell cycle. The record is from RefSeq and is a predicted model, not a curated record. Gene Ontology annotation, cellular component: nucleus. The transcript has a single exon. The annotation marks the transcript as partial. Lineage: Eukaryota; Fungi; Ascomycota; Sordariomycetes; Hypocreales; Bionectriaceae.
AUGAGGCAGCCUACCACACUUUCGCCCCGGAAACCGACCAAAGGACCAUGGUCAAAAGCAGAAGAUAGGCAACUUGUCCUCGCCCGGAGAGUAUGCGGUUCAAGCUCGUGGACAGCAAUUGCCAUACAAAUGCCUGGACGAUCGGCGAAGCAAUGCCGCGAACGCUAUCAUCAGAACCUGGACGAGAACCUGUGUCACGACCCGAUCUCCCCUGCCGAAGGGCAAUGGAUAAUCGAAAAUGUUUCGCGCCAUGGCAAGCGUUGGGCCCAUCUUUCGCGACUUAUGGGUAACCGCAGCGACAAUGCCAUCAAAAACUGGUGGAACGGG